CACACACACACAGUGACUACACGAGUGAUACGAAAAUGGCAGCAAAGCAAAGUCCAGUAUAAAAGUGCAAAUUAAAAAACGUCUGUAUAUCAGAAAGGGCAAUUAACAUGUCCCAAAUACGGCAAACAAACAAGAAGGAACUGCUUGUAAAUGUUGAGUUAAAAUGCGUCGUUGUUCAGAGCAGAGCAGCUGACCCCUAGAGCAGCUAUAGCCUAUCGGAUGAACGGAGGAGGCACAUGUGUGUCCGAACAGCGAGCAGCCCGUCGAUGGAUUCAACAGCAAAAUACUUUUUGGGUUUUUGAAAAGUAUCUGUUAUAAGACCAAAUUCAGCAAUGAUUUAAUGAAGUGCAUCUUGCACUUUGAACGUUUGUUGAAAACAGCUUUAAACUUUACUGCAGCCCAGGUUCGUGUCAUCAAAAGUGUCUUUAAGCCUGCAGAGGUCAACUCGUGUAGGGAAAGCGCGUUUAAAUCUUGAGAAGAUAUUUCAAAUUGAUGAAGAACUAAUGUACAUUUUGGGGAGUGGUCCAUGUCAUUACUCGAUGCGGACUCCUCGCGGUUUGGCGCUUUUUGCGGUUCUUCUGGAUCUCCAUCUGCACCAGGCGAACGCCAUCCCUGCUGAGUGCGACCCUAACUACGUCCUUAUUGAAGAUGAAAUCAAAUGUAUGGAACUGCUGAAGAUCAACAGGAGUUCACAUAAUGUUGGGCAGGAAGAGUGCAGGGGCCUCUGGGACGAUGUGAGCUGCUGGCCCCAUGCGGUGGAGGGGGAGGUGGUGUCUGUCCCCUGCCCAACCUUCCUGCAAACCACAGGGAGAGUUUAUAAGAACUGUACGGAGUCCGGCUGGAGUGAAUCCUACCCCCCCCACGAGAUAGCGUGUGACUACGGCUUCAAUGGAAGCUUCUCUAUCGAGACGGCGGUGUCGCCGCGGUACUUCCUGUAUGUCAGGAUCAUGUACUCCGUGGGCUAUGCCGCUUCCCUCGUCUCCCUGGUCGUUGCCGUGACAAUUCUCUGUCUCUUCAGGAGACUUCACUGCACUCGAAACCUGGUCCACAUCCAGCUCUUCCUCUCCUUCAUCCUGCGUUCCACCCUCAUCUUCGUCAGAGACCUGCUGCUCUUUACCUCCCAGGACCACUUCCACUGCGGCGUUUACCCGAUGAGCUGUAAGAUUGCCACAGCCCUCUCCAACUACAGCAUCAUGGCCAACUACAGCUGGCUGCUGGCCGAGGGACACUACCUGUACAGCCUGGUCAGCGUCUCGCUCUUCUCCCGCCGCAGACACCUGGGCUGGUACAUCGCCCUCGGCUGGGGCGCUCCGGCGGUGGUGCUGGUGGCCUGGUGUGGCUCCCGGUGUUACUUUGAGGAUGAAGGGUGCUGGGAGACGCGGCGGGUGGAGUGGAUCUGGUGGAUCCUCAGAGCUCCCGUUCUGCUGUUCAUCAUCGUGAACUUGUCGUUCUUCCUCUGCAUCAUGAGAAUACUGGUGGCCAAGCUGAGAACACAAGACAUGCCCGGCAAUGAGUUCAACCAUUACAGGAAGCUUGCCAAGUCCUCAUUCCUGCUGGUGUCCCUGUUUGGUCUUCACUACAUACUCUUCGCCUUUGUGCCGGAUAAAGUCAACAACACGUCGGUGGAAAUAUGGAACUUUAUUGAGUUAGCCUUCGCUUCAACUCAGGGGUUCGUGGUUGCCAUUUUGUACUGUUUCCUAAAUGGGGAGGUGAAGAGUGAGAUGAGGCGGAGGUGGGGAAGGUGGAGGCUGAUGCAGGGCCUCCAGGGGCAGAGGCAGCGGGGGUCCAUGAGUCAGAGUGGGGGGGCCACCACCAACGUCUCCCUGCUGCAACGGGGACCCACCACGCCCCCGCCAAGCCUGGAGAAGUGAUGGACCAACACACACACACACACACACACACACACACACACACACACACACACACACACACACACACACACACACACACACACACACGCGUUCUACAUGUAACAACAGUCCAGCCGCCUGUUUAAUUAAAUUAAUAAUAAUAAAUUAGAUCUAUAUAAUGCUUUUAUUAAAAACAAAGAUGCUUUACCCUGAGUGGCGGUGGUUUUGAAGCAGAAAACAGGCAGAAAGCACAAACACACAGGGGGUUGGGGGGGCGGGAGAAUCUAUCCUAGAGGUCAAAAGGCGGAGGGAACAAUUCCAUGGGACAGUCUCAUCUCUCAUCAUCUCAUCUUCGUCCGCUUAUCCGGGGUCGGGUCGCGGGGGGAGCAGCUCAAGCAGGGGGCCCCAGACAUCCCUUUCCCGGGCCACAUUGACCAGCUCUGACGGGGGGAUCCCGAGGCGUUCCCAGGCCAGUUGAGAUGUAAUCUCUCCACCUAGUCCUGGGUCUUCCCCGAGGUCUCCUCCCCACUGGACGUGCCUGAAACACCUCCCAAGGGAGGCGCCCAGUGGGCAUCCUUACCAGAUGCCCAAACCACCUCAGCUGACUCCUUUCUAAGUAAAGGAGCAGCGGCUCUAAUCCGAGUUCCUCACGGAUGGCUGAGCUUCUCACCCUAUCCCUAAGGGAGACGCCAGCCACCCUUCUGAGAAAACUCAUCUCGGCCGGUGGUACCCGCGAUCUCGUCCUUUCGGUCAUCACCCAACCCUCAUGACCAUAGAUGAGGAUAGGAACGAAGAUCGACCGGUAGAUCAAGAGCUUUGCCUUGCGGCUCAGCUCUCUUUUCGCUACAACCUCCAUGGGACAGUGAGGAUUUGAAAGGUUUUGAGAGGUAGGGGCACAGGAAGGCAAGACUACAGCAGGGCGGUGGGGAGUUGGUCAAGGGAGCAUGUAGCUGGUUUGUAAGAGCUGAUGAGUGUAUAAAUGAUGGAGGCGGCGAUGGGGGGGAAGGGUAGGAGGUCAAGCCAGAUUGAGAGGACAGAGACAGGAGGGGCUGAUGUCUCUAACACAGACGACAGUGAUUUGUUAAUAGUGGUGAUCACCAAAGUAUUGAAGGAAGCUGUUGCAAGGUUGAGGUUGGAGAGGGCGUGGGCACUGGCUUUAGGAGGUUGUUCACAAAGAGGCUCUGGUGUUAGGCUUGAUAUCAUUGAUGAUGGUGGAAAGAAAGGCAGACUUGGUGGUGUAACCACCACCAAGUCUGCCUUUUUUUCCAGGGGCAUCUUUGGAAGUGGAGAGGUGGAGUUCACAGGCUUCAUGGUGGCAGUGAAGGAUGGCUACUUGUUGAGUCGUUCCGCUUGGUGAUCAGUAGGUUAUUUCUCUGAGGAGUUGUGGACGAGAAGUUGGGGAUGGAACUGGAGGGGAAUUUGAGUACCGGUAGAUUGACAGAGAAAAAUAGGUCAACGAUAUGAUCUUUAACAAGGGUGGGGAAAGUGACACGUGGGGUGAGCUUAGAAGUGCCGGGUAGACAGGUGGGAGAAAGGAGACCUGGGCACACACCUUCUGAUGCUUGCUGACCUUUAGUAUCUCAGUUGGUUAUGAUUUUCUUUUCCUUGUUUCAAUGUUUUUCACAUGCUGUAUUGCCUUAUCAACCUAGUUUCAGUUGUAAACGCUCUACUGCCCCCUUGUGGAGCCCACAUGUUAACUCGGGGGACAGUAUAAAUGCAGGCAGCUCUGUGGAGAUCUGUGUUGUGUCUCAGUCUUGAUGUGGAUCUUCGCAAAUGUGCUCUAUGGAGAAUUCAUCCAUAAAUCCAGGUGAACUAGAACAUUUUAAGGUGGUUUAAGAAUUGUUGACAAAUACACAAACUGAGGGAGGGAAUACACAUGAUAUAAAAGGGGAACAUAUUUCACACAUGAUCAAUGUGUGGCUACUCCCAGUUCAGGAACAAAUAAAAGGAUGGUGAUGUUUGUAUUCGCUGAUAUAAUACACCAUACCAAGUGUAUAUAUGCAUUAACAGAAGUGUAAAACAUACAAGCAUUGAAACUGGUGUACAUAAACACCCUUGGGUGUCUAAUAGACUUAUCAAGUCAUCAAGUCAAAUAUUUAUAACUACAUCUUCAGAGUUCCACUGUCAAUUGUUUUUUAAAUCAGAUGUUAAAGUUUUGCCUUAUUUAUUGUAUUAGACAAAUUUAUAUUGUGCCAUAUAUUUUAGAUAGGCCUGUACAUUGGUACUCAUUAAAUAAUGUUGUUUGAGUAGAAUUGUAUAUCUCAGCUUGGUGAGCAUUCUUCGCCUUCACUUAAAAUCACUGCUUCACUUGGCCACCUCAGUGAAUUUAAUCACCUCAACCAUGUUGCUCAACAAAUGUGUUUUGUCACUUCCUUCUUUUUGAUUGUCUAAUAAAUUGUAUUAAUGUUU
This is a messenger RNA of Gadus morhua (Atlantic cod), 4259 nucleotides long. It is a transcript of the gene sctr, whose product is annotated as secretin receptor. Gene Ontology annotation, molecular function: peptide hormone binding; secretin receptor activity; G protein-coupled peptide receptor activity. The transcript has 13 exons. Gene Ontology annotation, biological process: cell surface receptor signaling pathway; adenylate cyclase-modulating G protein-coupled receptor signaling pathway. NCBI's taxonomy places the organism in Eukaryota, Metazoa, Chordata, Actinopteri, Gadiformes, Gadidae. The record is from RefSeq and is a predicted model, not a curated record. Gene Ontology annotation, cellular component: plasma membrane. The coding region runs from base 504 to 1871 and encodes 455 amino acids.